AAAAUUAAAGUUUGUACAAGGCGUCAACAUUAGUGUGGAAGGUGAUGUUUCUCUUCCAAUGCUCAAGAUUCUCCAUCUUGAUUAUUUCAAGAUAGUAACGGGUACGUUUAACAAGCUUCUUUCUGGUUGUCACGCGCUCGAAGAAUUAUUGCUGUAUAAUUUGAUGUGGGAUAAGUCUUUGGAGCCUGGACCUUGCUUUGUGAAUGUGUCUAUCCCAACUCUCAAGAGACUAACGUUUUGUCGUUUUGAAGAGUUUGAUGAGGCUGAAGAUUUUAACAAAAGUGUGUCAUUGUCAAUAUUUGAGAAUCCUAAUUUGGUCUACAUAGAAUACAUUGAUUCUAUUGCGGAUAGGUAUCAACAACAAGUGAGUCUUGAUUCGCUUGUUGAAGCUAGUCUCGGACUCCGACUGAGAUCUGAUCUGGUCUAUAACCAAAGGUAUCAUGAAACAGAAUAUCAUAUGUCAUUCAAGGAAAAGAGUAAUGUAAUAACUCUUCUGACCGGAAUAUGCAAUGUCAAGAUCCUCUGCUUGUCUGAUAACACUCUUGAGGGAAUGCAUCACAUAUCUUCAGAUAGAUGUGAGGACGAAGACGGGUGCUUAUGCAGAUAUCCUACUGGUUUUGGGGUGGAUGUGGUUGCUCGUACUUGCCUAUCAUCAAGUCCGGUCAAGGUUCUGAAGAAAGUGUUCAAGAAACUUGAGAAGCUUCCGAGAGUAGCUUCAGCCAACUGCAAAAUCCAACUAAUCUCGGAUAACCUCAGCUUAUCAUCUAAUGCGUCCGGCUAAAUGGAUCGGAGUCAUUGUCUUUAGAAGAUCCUUUUCUCAGGCUACAAGAUAACCUCAGCAUAUCAUCUACUUUUCCGUACUCUUCUUGAGAAGAUCCUUUUCUUCGGAUUCUCAGCCAUAGAUCAGGCUAAGAAUAACUAAACUCUCUUCAAGCUCCUCUUGGUCUUUUGUUUGUUCUUCCUUCAAUGACUUGUGUUUAAUGCUUUCUCCUUUUGACUCAGAAUAGUGAUCAUCUUUUGUUUGUCUUUCAUCUUCUUGAAAUGGAUCACAGUUUGUUGAUGAUAAUGAAUUUAAUGACGUUGC
Arabidopsis arenosa is the source of this 1084-nucleotide messenger RNA. Lineage: Eukaryota; Viridiplantae; Streptophyta; Magnoliopsida; Brassicales; Brassicaceae. The record is from the annotation of a GenBank genome assembly.